GAGGAUUGCAUAGACCUCCUUUGGUCACAGUGCUCCACCUGGGGUCUAAUGCACCAGGCUCUUGGGCUCAAUCAUCUGAGUCCUCAUCCAUGCUGCUUUGCUGUCCAGGCAAUUGGGAACCCUUCUUAACAUGCACACACUUUAAAUUGUUGAAGCUUGUUCAUUAUGAAAUGAGGGCAAUAGAAGCAAUAACCCAGUCUCUGUUGCAGUCUUUCCAGAAGCAGCUUACUGAAACAAAAGCCAAGAGUGAACAGCUUUUGCUUGAAAAUAUAAAUCUCAAGAAAAACUUGGAAAUAAGCAGGCCAGCUGCACAGGAAUUAAAAUUUUACAAGCACCAAGUGAAGAAACUACAGAAAGCUUUAAAGAAAACUACCCAAUUUUCAGGGAGUAGGACUGGAGAAAAAAAAGAAGAAAAGAAAGACUCUGGGAGAGUUGCCAUUGUGGAUCAGCUGCAGGCAGCUUGCCAGCAAUACUUGCAGGUUUUGUCCCAUAUUGAUUCUAUUUUGCAAAGCCCAAGAGCUCCUCCGUUAAUAUUCCGGCCCAGCAAAGGGCCAGUGCAGAAUGACAAUAAAGAGAAUGGGCAGGGAUGUGGAUUUGAGCACCUUCCACUCACUGUAGAAAUGUGGGCAGAUCAGCUCAUAGCCCUAAAGGAUUUGCAUAGGUCCUUGAGAAAACUAUCUCUGGAAUUGCUGCCUUGGAACACUAAAGAUCCACAGGACAACAGAGAAUCCAUACGAGUUGAAGACCUCCAGUUGAUAGUAGAUGCAAUUUUGGAAGAAUUAGAACAUAAGGAAAAGAACAGCCAGACACACUCCUUGCAAACCUUGUCUGCCAUAGUCUCCCACUUCCAGAAGUUGUUUGAUGUGAAUUCUCUGAAUGGUGUUUAUCCACGGAUGAAUGAGGUGUACAUAAAGCUGGGGGAAAUGACCAAUGCCAUGAGGAACCUCCAAGAGCUCCUGGAACUAGACAGUUCAGCUCCACCCACUGUGGUAGUGAAUACUGUUGGGAAACUGUGUGACAUCAUUAAUAAGAACGUGACUGAGCAGGUACAGCAGCUUCUGGGCACCCAAGACAUCCACAGUAUCAUCAAUAAGCUUGAAGAACAUGAGUGCUUCUUUCCACCCUUUCAAGCCCUCAUUCAAGAUUUGCUGUGUCUUCUAGAGAUCAGUAACGUGGAUGAUAUUUUACCUGCAGUGCAAAACCUGAAAUGGGGAGCUGGUUAUGGGUGAUUCUGCUCUUCCUGAACAAGAUUUCUCUUACCUGUGAAUGUACCUGCUGGUGCACAUGACAUUGCAGCUACCUCCUAAGCAACACUUCCAGAAUUUUUUUACUUAAAUAAAAGUUACUGCAUUUUUAA
Molecule: messenger RNA, 1357 nt
Organism: Agelaius phoeniceus (red-winged blackbird)
Lineage: Eukaryota; Metazoa; Chordata; Aves; Passeriformes; Icteridae
Gene: CEP70
Product: centrosomal protein 70
Biological process (GO): regulation of microtubule cytoskeleton organization; cilium assembly
Cellular component (GO): centrosome
Molecular function (GO): gamma-tubulin binding
Source: RefSeq, a predicted model, not a curated record